AUGGCGGUGGAAUUGGAGGAUUGUUAUCCACAUAUCUUUAAAUAUUAUAGAGCAGAUCUGGAGGAUAACUUUCGUGCGGACAUUGUCAAACACUUCCAACCGGUUAUCGAUUUUAUAAACGAUUGUAAGAGGAAGAAUGGACGUGUACUAGUGCAUUGUGCUAUGGGUGUCAGUAGAAGUACCACUGCUGUGAUUGCUUAUCUAAUUAAAGAGCUAGGUUACACAUACGAUGAUGCCAGAAAAUAUGUCAAAGAGAGACGUGGUAUCAUACAACCAAACUUUGGAUUCUCAAAGGCACUAAAAGAGUACUCUGCACAAAUACACGGCAACAACAAACCAACCGCUAUUUCCUCACCAAUACCAAUUGAAUCGUUAUCAUCAUCACCACCAAGAUCGAUUUUAUCAUCCAGUAAUAACAGUAUACCCGUUUUAUCAUCAUCAUCAACGCCAAUCAUAACAAACAGUGAUGGUUUAAUUGUAAAUAACCCUUGUAACACCAAUAGUUUAAUAAAUUCUGCACUAUAA
Messenger RNA from Heterostelium album PN500, 525 nucleotides. RefSeq names its product dual specificity protein phosphatase family protein. The record is from RefSeq and is a predicted model, not a curated record. NCBI's taxonomy places the organism in Eukaryota, Evosea, Eumycetozoa, Acytosteliales, Acytosteliaceae. Gene Ontology annotation, cellular component: cytoplasm. Bases 1 to 525 code for a protein of 174 amino acids. Gene Ontology annotation, molecular function: MAP kinase tyrosine/serine/threonine phosphatase activity; protein tyrosine/threonine phosphatase activity. Gene Ontology annotation, biological process: negative regulation of MAPK cascade; protein dephosphorylation. The transcript has a single exon.